This is a messenger RNA of Astyanax mexicanus (Mexican tetra), 2895 nucleotides long. RefSeq lists its product as uncharacterized. Gene Ontology annotation, cellular component: membrane. The transcript is spliced from 3 exons. Bases 201 to 1874 code for a protein of 557 amino acids. The record is from RefSeq and is a predicted model, not a curated record. Gene Ontology annotation, molecular function: GTP binding. Lineage: Eukaryota; Metazoa; Chordata; Actinopteri; Characiformes; Acestrorhamphidae.
AGCAUGUUUGCUGAAGUUCUUUACUCACACCAAGUAAACUUUAACGCCCUGGGAACACUGUUUGUAUUUCGCCUUGUCUCCCUGCCAAACAAAGUAUUGACUUUGCAGUGCAGCAUUAUGGGCCCAUCAUAUCAUUUCAGUUCAGCUGGACUGAAGUGCAGACGUCUGGAUUUUACUGCUGACCCUUUCCACAGGAGGCGAUGGAAGGGAAGCUUCCAGAAGAGCAGGUGAAGUCUUUGUUGGCUCCAUGGAGGUUUUCCCUGCAGUCGAGUGGAUUUGAGAACAGGCUUGUGACAGCUCUUGAACUUUACGAGCACUUCCCAUUGGACAUAGUUGUCACUGGUGGGACCAGGGAUGCUAAUGUACAUCUAGCUAACGCUGUCUGUGCAACGAGUGAUGAAAAGGUGGAAGAAGAGGAGGAAGAAGACGAAGAGGAAACAGGUGACAAAGAGGAGGAGGUAGAGAAAGAUGACAAAUCCAAAGAUAAAGUCAGCAAAAAAGUUAGCAUAGUCACUAAGGAGGAUGAAAAAGAUGAGGAAGGUAAACUAAUAAAGGAAAAGAAGAAACAAGCAAGAUCUGUACAUUACGCAAAUGUCGAUUCAGUGGAAGAAGGUCCUCUUCUCUUGCACCCUAAAAUCCCCAAUGUCCGCAUUUGGACAGUAGAAGGUGGACCUUCUUCCAUUCAGAUCAGCUAUGAUGUCCUGGUGAUCCUCACCACUGAAAUACACCACGAAGACCACAUUCGGUUCACCAUGGAACAGCGUGAGAAAGACAAGCCCUUGUACCUGGUCAGAGCUGACCAAGAAUGGGAUCUAGUCUCCGAAAAGCCUGACGGACCCUGCAAGACCUGCGCAUGGGAGAGAAUGAGAGCUCGCAAUCUGGAGCUCCAGAAGAAACACAAGCUGGCAUCUGAAUCAGGACACCAUGCAAAGGAAGGGGAGACGUCUUCAGAGUUUCCGUCAGUCGCAAAGCUUCUUGGCCUGAAGGAGAUUGCAGAGGUUUUAAUAGAGGCAUUACCAGAACUGCGCAAAACAGCUUUCAGUCAGUUUCUGGUGGACAUCACGAGAGAAACCAGGGUUUCUAAAGCACCAAAUAUGAGCACAACGCCUCUGGUAUGCUCAGCUUUGAAAAGUGGGAAGAUAAGUCAAGAAGACCUGGACCGAAUCUCUACAGUUUUUCAUCCCAGAGAUCUCACUGACCAACCGUCCAAGCUUCUAUCUGUCCUCAACGCCCUGGAACACUUUAGACUGGACAUCGGUCUCAUUGGGGAGACAGGCUGUGGCAGCUCCAGCUUGUUCAACUCCCUCCUUGGCCUGGAGGACAGCGACCAAGGUGCUGUCUCCAUUGGCGUCACUGAGACCACUCAGGAACCGGUGUCUUAUCCUUAUCCAGGCUGCACCAAUGCUUUUGUGUGGGACCUUCCUGGGCUGGGAAGAGUGGGGGACUUGAGAAACCAGUCUAUUGGGUUUGGUUUGCACCAGACUCCUCUGUUACCUUCCGAUCUCCCUGCAUGUGAUGUCUAUAUCUUGGUAUCACCCCUGAGGCUCGGUCUGGGCUACAUCCGGCUGUUACAGCACCUUCUGUCACAGGGCAAGUCCUGCUACCUGGUGAUCUCCAAGGCUGACUUGAUUGAGGAGAAGUCUGCUGGAGAGGUGAGGAGAUGGACGGAGGAGGCUUUGGAGAAGCUCGGUCUUAAACAAGAUGUGUUCUUGGUGUCAGCGCUCCAUCCUGAGACCAUGGAUUAUGAUGAACUGAAGGAGACACUGGGUAAUGCAUUAUCACUGCAUAAGAGAGCUACUCUGGCCAGUUAUGUGGCCAAGCUGCUGGAUCAGGAUGUCUUCUGGAAGAGGGCUGACCCCUGCAAGCUAAUGUGACUCUAUGUGCCUUAUAAAGCAGGGGUCAGCAAUAGGAUUUAAGGAUUUUAUUGUCAUUCGCAUCACAUGUGGUACAUGAGGUGGAACGAAAUUGUGAUCUCACGAUCCAGUUUACACCCAAGAGCUGUUGUUAAAAUAGAUAUAUAGAUUAAAAAAAGCAUUAAACAUCUGGCCCAUGAGGUUGUUUGAACUAUAAUGAACGAUAAUGAAAAAAAAAGCUUCUCUGGCGAGCUUUCGUUUACAUUCCUCCUUUGUCUCUCUGUUGCACUCGGCACGACUUUAGUUUCCAGCAGUUCAGUUUUUCCGCCCGUUCUAGGCCCUUGUAUAAGGGCAUUUUUCCCCGGCUGUGUCCCAAUUCACUAGCCGGGGCAGCGGCAGUGAUCUAUUGAUCCCGUGUGAGGUGCGGUGUGUUUAUUUAUUUAUUUUUUCCUUUCUUCUUGGGUUUACCUGCUUUGAGAUCAACUGUUCUACAAAUGGGUUCCACAACCCUCUGGGCUGGAGAGCUACUAGUCUGUAGCAGAGUUUAUUUUGAAUAUUUGUUUUAAGUCCCUCAUGGUUCUACUGUAGGACCUGUGAAGCUAAUGUUAAUUGUGACAGUUAUGCAGCCAUACAUGUGUGGGCUGCAGGGUCUAAAGGGUUACAUUGCACUCAUUGCCUAUUGGCACCAAGCCUAAUGCCAGGUGUGGACUACAAUAUGGGUAGAUCUGAAAGUGUUCUCUGGAAUGCUGGUGCUCAAUCUAAUACCUUUGGUAACAUCAUGACCACAGUAACAUUCUUCUCAUCAAACAAAGUCCAAACUAAUCCUCACAGCAAUGCUUUAACAUCUAGUAGAGACAGUUACUCCAACAUAAGCUAGAUAAGCUCUUUUAAAUACCCUUGGAAUACAUAAUGUAAGAGCACCAAUACUCUCCGUGUUCAUAUAGUGUAUGUACCUGAUAAUAAUUCUGUAUAACUCUGUAUAAUUCUGUUACUCUGUAUGUAAUCGUUUACAUUCUUCAUUAAUAAAGCAUUUUGUUUCCCA